Phacochoerus africanus (Common warthog) is the source of this 3817-nucleotide messenger RNA. It is a transcript of the gene ZNF81, whose product is annotated as zinc finger protein 81. The coding region runs from base 269 to 2272 and encodes 667 amino acids. Gene Ontology annotation, biological process: negative regulation of transcription by RNA polymerase II; regulation of immune system process; regulation of cytokine production. The transcript is spliced from 5 exons. The record is from RefSeq and is a predicted model, not a curated record. NCBI's taxonomy places the organism in Eukaryota, Metazoa, Chordata, Mammalia, Artiodactyla, Suidae.
GCAACUGCGGUUCUCAGCCGAGGUUUAAUAGUUGUUGUCAAGAGGAUCUCGGUGCUCUGUACCGGAGGGAUGCGGAGGUGAUGGGGACCUGGGGAGGGUUUCUUGGCGUCUCUGUGGAGCCCCUGGGCCAGACCCUGUAGUCAAGGCUGCAGGAUCUUCCUUCCGGCCCCAGCAGCUUUGGUGAGUCCACCAACUCUCCCGGCCUUGGGCUCCAGGGAAGAAAGGAGUCUUCUGCAAGAAAGCCCAAGCACUGAGGCCCAGCAAGAAGAUGCCAGCCCACCGGAGCUCUCAUGGGUCUUCCCUGGCCCUAACUACGGGGGAACCUGACAGCUCCUGCGAGGUGUCAGUGUCAUUCGAGGACGUGACCGUGGACUUCAGCAGGGAGGAGUGGCAGCACUUGGACUCUGCUCAGAGGCUCCUGUACCAGGACGUGAUGCUGGAGAACUACAGCCACCUCCUGUCGCUGGGGUAUGAAAUUCCCAAACCAGAGGUCAUCUUGAAGUUGGAGCAAGGAGAGGAGCCUUGGAUGUUGGAGAGAGAUACCCCACAUCGGCGCUGUUCAGAUGGAAAGUUUGGGAUUAAAACCUCACAAAAAAGAAUUUCUGCAAAGGUUUCAUUUCAUAGUGAAGUAGAGGGUGAAGAUACAAGAGAUGAUUCAUUGUAUUCCAUUUUAGAAGAACUGUGGCAAGAUACUGAACAGAUAAAAAGCUAUCAGGAAAAACAGAACAAGCCUCUGGGUCAUACUGCUUUCAUUAAUAAGAAAAUAUUGAACACAGAGUGGGAUUAUGAGUAUAAAGACAGUGGAAAAUUUGUUCAUCCAGGCCCAAAUUGUAUUCCUUCACAGAAAAGACUCCAUAAACGUGACUCAUUUGGAAAGAAUUUAAAGCAUAAUUUAGACUUACAAAUUCAUAGUAAAAGCAAUGCAACAAAGAACUUUGAUAAAAUUAUUGGACAUGAUCAAGUUUUCACCCAGAGUUCUUCUUUUACUAACCAUGAAAAUACACAGACAGCAGUGAAAUUCUGUGACAGCAAUCAGUGUGGAAAAGUCUUCAGCCUCAAACAAGCACUCAGUCACAAUCUGAAAUUUCCUGUUGGGGAGAAAUCAAAUAUGUGUACUGAAUUUGGGAAGAUCUUCACCCAAAGGUCGCACCUCUUUGCAUCUCAAAGAAUCCAUACUAUGGAAAAACCUCAUGAACUUAGUAAAUGUGUAAAUGUUUUUACACAGAAGCCACUACUCAGUAUUUAUUUGAGAGUUCAUAGAGAUGAAAAACUAUAUAUAUGUUCUGAAUGUGGGAAGGCAUUCAUCCAGAAUUCAGAAUUAAUUAUGCAUGAGAAAAUUCAUACUAGAGAAAAACCCUAUAAAUGUAGUGAAUGUGGAAAAUCAUUUUUCCAAGUAUCAUCUCUACUUAGGCAUCAGACAACCCAUACUGGAGAAAAACUUUAUGAAUGCAGUGAAUGUGGGAAAGGCUUCUCCCUGAACUCAGCCCUCAAUGUGCACCAGAAAAUUCAUACUGGAGAAAGACACCACAAGUGCAGUGAGUGUGGGAAGGCCUUUACGCAAAAGUCGACACUCAGAAUGCAUCAGAGAAUUCAUACAGGAGAGAGAUCCUACAUAUGUACUGAGUGUGGGCAGGCCUUCAUCCAAAAGGCACACUUGAUUGCACAUCAAAGAAUUCAUACUGGAGAGAAGCCUUAUGAAUGCAGUGACUGUGGGAAGUCUUUCCCAUCUAAGUCACAACUCCAGAUGCAUAAGCGAAUUCACACAGGAGAGAAACCCUAUAUAUGUACCGACUGUGGGAAGGCCUUCACCAACAGAUCAAAUCUCAAUACUCACCAGAAAUCUCACACCGGAGAGAAGUCCUAUAUAUGUGCUGAAUGUGGGAAGGCCUUCACAGACAGGUCAAAUUUCAAUAAACAUCAGACGAUUCAUACUGGAGAGAAACCCUAUGUUUGUGCUGAUUGUGGAAGGGCCUUCAUCCAGAAGUCAGAGUUAAUUACACAUCAGAGAAUUCAUACUACAGAGAAGCCUUAUAAGUGCUCUGACUGUGAGAAAUCCUUCUCCAAGAAACCCCAUCUCAAAGUACAUCAGCGAAUUCACACAGGAGAGAAACCAUAUAUAUGUGCAGAAUGUGGGAAAGCCUUCACUGACAGGUCAAAUUUCAAUAAGCAUCAGACAAUUCAUACUGGAGAUAAACCCUAUAAGUGUAGUGACUGUGGAAAGGGCUUCACUCAGAAAUCAGUUCUGAGUAUGCAUCGCAAUAUUCAUACAUGAAAGUUAUCCUGCUUCUUAAAAAUGAGAAAGCCUUAUCAUAGAAAUCAGAUUUCUGUGUAUUAUAAAAUUCAACCAAGACAGAUCCUAUAUGAGUACAUUGCAUAAUACAAAGCAUUCAUUAGGCUCUUUCACCUGAGAUGAGAAAAAUUAUUCAGAAGAGACCCUCUAUGAAUGCAUUGAAUGAAGGGAAAUUUCCAUGUUUGGAUGGCCUCACAAAAUAUAAUAGAAUUCAUACUGGGAAAAAUGCUGUCAGUUUGAUGCAUUAGGAAAAGCCUUCCUGUAGAAAGUAUUAUAAAGCAAGUUGUUACCAAAUGCUUUAUAGAUUGAGCAUGCAAAAUUAUAUAAAUGACAGUAAGGUUCACUGUGUUAUAGUAAGCGUUUUAAAGUGACAACAAAGCAAAAGGCAGAACCACAAAAUGAUAUAUUUGAUGUGCAAGACUUGCUCUGUUUGUAGUCAAACCCAUUGCACAAUGGGAGGAAUCACUGAAUUGAAAUUCUUUUUUUGGAGUUAAUGUAAUUAUGUCUAUCAAAUAUGUUUCCAACUGAAUAUUUCACUUACGUGAAUCCACAGUUUCAAGGUCAUUAUUAUUUUAUAUAUACACAUAUCUACAUAUAUAAUUUUACACAAAUGCAUAAAUAUAAUCCUGUCAUUUAUACUGGUUCCAUGACAUAUUUUUAUCUUCUUUCAUUGUGGUACAAUGCAAAAUAGCCACAGAUCUCUCCCAUCCCUUUAUGCACACCCCUGUGUAAUAUUACUCUGUUGUUUCUCUUAUUAAGAAGUGGAGCUCUCUCUCUACUCCUUGACUCUGAGCUUGGCCAUGUGACUUGCUUUGGCCAACAUACAUUAGCAAAGAAAUUCGAGAAGAUGCUGGAGAAGUGUGAAAAGCCUGCCUUGAGGCUUACCCUCUCUUGCUGCUCUUUGGAAUUCUGAGACCUUCAUUUGAAGAGGCUCAGAUUACUGGGGGAUGAGAAACCACGUGGAGCAGAGAUGAUCCAGCCCAGCAGAGGCCCCUUAGACCACAUGCCAGACCUAGAAGUGAGCCUUCCUCGACCUCCAGCCUCAGCCACACCAGCCCAUACCAGAAGAGCCAUGCCAUUUAUCCCAGCCAACCUGGAGAAUAAUGAGAUAAAUAAAAUGACUCUUGUUUUAAGCUACUAAGUUUUGGGGUAGUCUCUUGCAUAGCAAAUGCUCAGUAAUACCUAAAAGUGUAUGCCUGUUGAGGGUGUUGUAUCAAAACAUAAGACACGUGGCAUUAGCUUUGGGCCUGGGCCUCAGGUGGAGACUGGAAAAACAAUGAGGAAAACCAUAAGAAAGGCUGAAAAAGACGGCAGUCCAUGUUGUUUGGUAAGGAAAAAAAUAGCAAAACAGUCACCACGCUCUGUGAAAAGACAGAGAAUGUACCAAAUGAACUUACGGAUCUGGCUAAGGAAAUUUUCAGCAGAAGAUUGGAAGUAUCAGUGUGCUGCUUUUAGCUGCAUAUAAUACACAGAAAGAAAAAUAUGAAGUAAUAACUGUUCCAUUUUGCAAGCAGACUCCAGAAGAAA